AGAGAGCAGAGAGCAGAGAGCAGAGAGCAGAGAGCAGAGGGAGCUGCGCCACACAGCCGUGUAGCGUUAGCUAAACACCGCUGCUCAUCUGAACUAACACCGAACGAGGAGCUGGAGCCUUGAGGCGGGACAAACACCGGAGGAAAGCCCGGCGGACGAUGCACGAGAUGCCGGGUCAACAUGGCAGCUUGAAGUCUAGAAAGAGGAAGAGCAGCUCUGAGGUCAAAAGCCGCGAGAAGGUAUCUCGUUCCAGGAGGAGGUGUAGGAAAAGCUCAAAGUCACACUCAGCAACAGUGAGCAGUUCCUCAGUCAGUGGUCACAGCAAAGCAGUCGGCACCAUGAGUAGUCCCUCCAGCAUCAGCUGUGAGUGCCACCAGUCCCCUGGCAGGAGGAGAUGCUCAGCGUCCCCAGAGCUCGAGGGACAGGAGGGCAAAGAGAACGAGCUGAGGACGGAGCUGGACGUGGACGGCUGCAGACUGAACAGCGACCAGGAGAAACAGGAGCACGAGGAGAUGGAUUAUGAAGAAACUGGCAAAGACAUCUUCCCGGAUGACGACAGCAACCAGAUUCUGCCUGUAGAGCAGUUCUUUGGAAACCUGGAUAUUGUACAGGACUUUCCUGAAGUAUUAUCAGCCACUUCUGCCUCCGUCCAGAGGAAGCACAGGAGGCGACGUUACUACGCCCGAGAGGACAGUGAUGAAGAGGAGACGGACUGCAGCAGGAAGACAGAGGAAGCAUUGAGUGAUGAGUGACAGCACUGCCGACUGAAUGAAGUGAUGUCUGACGAGGGACAUUAAACCUCUCAGCACUAAAGAAAAAGACGCCAAAUGACACUUAAUAUGGAAGGAUUCAGUCCCAGCCUGCUUCCAUCACUGUGUGCUAUAGUGAUGUGUAACAGCUCAAAAUGUUAAACGUCCCACAACCAGUGUUCACUGGUAAUCCUGACUCCAACAGCUUCAGGGCACUUGAUGGUAAAUUUGGAAAUGUCCGUCCACAUGCACAAGAAAUGCCAAGCUGUUUUCUAACCAGAAAAUUUGGGCUGAUUCCUGGACAUUUCAUUUCCAGCACAAUACCAGCACAACAGAGUAGCACUUGUUCCACUUAUUGCUCAAUUUGGGCUCCCACCCUCAGUUGUGUAGGGACUUUACCUGGAGGGUUUGUUGACAGGGUUUCUAUUUAUAUUAAUCUGUCCGCACAAUGUAAUUUAAGAAGACCUUUUCGUUUUAGAUUAACUUUGAGAAACAAAAUACAGUGCUGACUUAAAAAGACCACAUUUUACUCACAAAUCUACAAAAGACAAGGUAUAAAAUAAAGAAUGCAAAAGUCUUCAUGCUCGGAUUUCACACUGUAUGAGUGUGAUGAGGAAAGAAGGAAAAACGCGAAAGAACAGUUUCAAAUUGACAUAAUUUAAUAUCAUAUAUUCACUUUUGGACAUUGAAUGUUACAUGAGUAGUUUUCUGCAGAAAACUCAAUUUUCACCAAGUGUCUCAUGAUCCUCCUUUAUUCAUCUUCAUAUGCUUAAGAAUUUGUGGCAGCUUAUUAAGACAAUUGCAUUAGUAUGUGUCAGUCAAUGCAGCUAAUAAUCUAAACUGACAUGGUUUCUGUUUGGUUCACAUUUGUAUAAAUAACAAAAUUACGUAUGAAAUGUUUAAAAGAAAAACAUGAUUUAAAAUGUUUGAGGUUUCUGAUACAAAGUCAUCGUUUUUGUAUCAUAACUGAAACUGCACCUUGAAAAUGCCAUGUAGUCCUUUUAAUUAGAGGUUUACAGUAAAGAGUUGUUAUAAAUUUUGUAUAUAGCUGAUUGUUCUGACUGCCCAAGAAAAUGUAUAUAUAUUUUUACAGCCCUAUUUAUGCAAAAUGCUUUUCAUAUUCUUCUAUGCAACCUUUUUGACUUAGUGAAUGCCUUGUACAGUAGAGUGCUGAUACCCCGACAGGUUCUGACAAAAGUUAUGUUUGGGUCGGGUCGGUUCAUGUUGGCUGGGCUGUCAUCUUGAUUCUAUAACACUGCACAUGUCUGUAAUCAGGUAUAACAUCGAGCUUGGGUCGGGUUCAGACACAUUAAACAGGGUUCAGACAGAAAACCAGCACUAUUGUACAGUGAGCUGUCAUUGUAAUCAGUUCAUGCAAUGUGCCAACACAAAGAUCAAAUAAAUGUUUUUCAUGAUUUCAA
Messenger RNA from Limanda limanda (common dab), 2170 nucleotides. RefSeq names its product chromosome 7 C1orf174 homolog (gene c7h1orf174). Lineage: Eukaryota; Metazoa; Chordata; Actinopteri; Pleuronectiformes; Pleuronectidae. The transcript has 4 exons. The record is from RefSeq and is a predicted model, not a curated record. The coding region runs from base 159 to 752 and encodes 197 amino acids.